Molecule: messenger RNA, 270 nt
Organism: Sphenostylis stenocarpa
Lineage: Eukaryota; Viridiplantae; Streptophyta; Magnoliopsida; Fabales; Fabaceae
Source: the annotation of a GenBank genome assembly
AUGGAUCGCAUCAUUCCCAUCUCCAUCAGACGGACCCUAUUCAUGCAUGCCUUUUGUGACGUCAAGAUCCCUCAUCCCCAGCCUCUGCGCGCAGUCAAAUCAUUCUACACCAGUAGUGAGACCAAUGGAAAACAGCCACGGGGAGAUUCCCUCAAUUACCAAAAUACCCCCGCGUCAAAUCCUCUUACCCCAAUCCUAAUACGCACACUUUUCAGAGAGAUUGCCAUCACGGUGAAGUUGCCGAGAACCAACAAACAAAAGGACGCGUAA